Molecule: messenger RNA, 855 nt
Organism: Serinus canaria (Common canary)
Lineage: Eukaryota; Metazoa; Chordata; Aves; Passeriformes; Fringillidae
Gene: TMEM223
Product: transmembrane protein 223
Exons: 2
Coding region: 26-580 (184 amino acids)
Biological process (GO): nervous system development
Cellular component (GO): mitochondrion
Source: RefSeq, a predicted model, not a curated record
CCGGAAGUACCGGCGGCCGCCCGGCAUGGCGGCGCGGGCGGCGCUGGAGGUGGCGGCGGCGGCGGCGGCGCGGGACGUGGUUCUGUACGAGCACGACCGCGGCCGCUUCUUCCGCCUCGUGGGGCUCUUCUGCGCGGGCCAGGGGCUCUUCUGGGCCUACCUGGCGCACUUCGCCUUCACGGCGCUGCGCCCGGUGCCCGGUCCCGCUGCCGGUGCCGAUGACCCGCUGCGACCCCGCGACAACAAGUGGCGCUUUGGGUUCACGGCGUCCUGCCUCACCGUCGGCUCGCUGACGGUGGCGGCGGGCUGGCUGCUGCCGCUGCGCUCGGUGGCGCGGCUGACGCUGCUGCGGGGCGGCUCCGCCGUGGCCAUCGGGACCCCGGGGCCGCUCGGUAUCGGGCACCGGACGCUGACGGUGCCGCUCCGGGACGUGUCCGGCGCCGCGCACCGGAGCGAGGCGGCGGCCGCGGUGCCCAUCAAGGUCCGGGGCCGCCCGUUCUUCUUCCUGAUGGACAAACGGGGGCGGCUCCGGGAACCGCGGCUCUUCGAUGUCACCGUGGGGGCGGCCAGGAAGCUCUAGGGGACACCGGGGACACCGGGGGGGCAGCGCGGGGACACGGCGGUGCUGGCAGCCGGUGGCACCUCCUGCCGUCUCCUGGCACCCGGUGUCACCUGCGGUCACCCAGUGUCACCAGUGUCACCUCCUGCCCCCACCACGGCUCGGCCUUUGUCCCAGAUUGUCCCCAGCUGUCCCAGGUUGUCCCCAGCUGUCCCCUGUCACCCCCAGAAUAAAUUGGGGACCCCCCCGGCUCUCUGAGGAGGGGAUGUGGGGGGGUCCCCACCGGGAUUUUGUCA